AUGAGCAAUCACAUGCCGUCGGGUGUCUCCGGCGCACGGUCCAUUGUCUUGCGCCUAAAGUACAAAACUGCAUUCUCUGCUCUUGUCUUUCAUUUAUCCCUUGUGCAUAUAACAACCGCGCCUCAUCUUACACGGCAGACUUCGCAAAGGUCCAAUAUCUGCAGCGAGCUUGAUCCCGACCCGAAAACCACUGCGAUGUCUACAUCCGAGGAGAAGAUGCGCAAGGCCGCCGAGAAGGCCAUGGACGUGUUCGAGACGGUCGAGUUGAUGGAGCAGAUCUUGCUUUACACUGACGCCCGCGACGUGCUACGUGCCAUGCAGGUUGUCAAGUGCAUGCGCGACACCGUAAACGGCUCCAACAAGAUCAAGAAGAUGGUCGGAGUCCUCCCCGACAAGGAGAGCGACUUCCGCCUGCCACUUUGGCCAGGCGCCGAGCGCUUCAAAGUGGAUGAUGGCGACAGGAACCACUUCUCCAACAAGCGUCAUGACGACUCAGUGGUACUCUUUCAUGGAAUGCGCCUCGACACCUACGAUGGUCAGCUGAGUUGCGCGUACGACAGUCGCUUCGAUGACCUCAUGCACGGAGAGCCGCCACCUGACAUCCGGGAUCAGGCCGAUUUCAGACUGAUCUGCGAGCCCGAUGCUCCGUGCCUGAGGAAACUGGGCGGUCGCGUUGGCGCCAUGUUUCCGUGUCAGCCACCUCGUGCCGAGCUCAGGACAGUAUUCUGCUGUGACCACUGCGGCGACGAUCGCGGUACCUGUUUAGACCUCCAUGGGUCGAGAUAG
This is a messenger RNA of Fulvia fulva, 786 nucleotides long. RefSeq lists its product as uncharacterized. Lineage: Eukaryota; Fungi; Ascomycota; Dothideomycetes; Mycosphaerellales; Mycosphaerellaceae. Bases 1 to 786 code for a protein of 261 amino acids. The transcript is spliced from 2 exons. The record is from RefSeq and is a predicted model, not a curated record.